Messenger RNA from Fusarium keratoplasticum, 381 nucleotides. RefSeq lists its product as uncharacterized. The record is from RefSeq and is a predicted model, not a curated record. The coding region runs from base 1 to 381 and encodes 126 amino acids. NCBI's taxonomy places the organism in Eukaryota, Fungi, Ascomycota, Sordariomycetes, Hypocreales, Nectriaceae. Gene Ontology annotation, molecular function: deaminase activity. The transcript has a single exon. Gene Ontology annotation, cellular component: cytosol; mitochondrion.
AUGAAGACAAUCUGUCCCGACCGCGCCCCUCGCACCAUCGGCCCCUAUGUCCACGCCAUCGUCCACGGGGACUUUGUCUUUACCACGGCCUGCAUCCCUCUCGACCCAGAGACAAACAAGCUUAUCGAAGGAGACGCUGAAACUCAGCUUCGACGUAUCUUCGAGAACCUCAAGAUCAUUCUUCAAGAAUCUGGCACCACACUCAACCAUAUCAUCAAGCAGAAUGUCUACCUCACCAACUUUGACGACUUUGAGGCUUUUAAUAAGGUUUCGGCUGAAUAUCUUGGGGAGCAUAGGCCGGCGAGGGCGACAAUGAAGGUUUUGGAGUUACCAAAGAAGGCCAGGAUGGGGUUGGACGUAGUGGCUGCUCUGCCUCACUGA